This is a messenger RNA of Gossypium raimondii (Peruvian cotton), 2153 nucleotides long. RefSeq names its product LEAF RUST 10 DISEASE-RESISTANCE LOCUS RECEPTOR-LIKE PROTEIN KINASE-like 2.4. Gene Ontology annotation, molecular function: protein kinase activity; polysaccharide binding; ATP binding. Gene Ontology annotation, biological process: protein phosphorylation. Bases 20 to 2008 code for a protein of 662 amino acids. NCBI's taxonomy places the organism in Eukaryota, Viridiplantae, Streptophyta, Magnoliopsida, Malvales, Malvaceae. The record is from RefSeq and is a predicted model, not a curated record. The transcript has 4 exons.
CUGAAUUUUCAAAAAAUAAAUGAAUGAUUGGCAUUUUACAUUAAAGAACAUCCCAUUGUUUAUUUCUUCAUCGGAGCUCCACCGGAACCUGAUGAUGUUAAGACCCAGACUUGUCUUGUUUAGCGUCUUUGCCCUUACUUUAUCUCUAUUCCCAGAUGUUUCCGAUGGUAGAGCAGGCAAAAGCAACCACUGCGGCCCAUCUUUGUGUGGACACGUUAAUAUCAGUCACCCUUUCCGACUAAAAGGUCAGCCUCGUGGAUGUGGUGACCGUAGGUUUGAAUUAGAGUGCAAGAGAAACCGCACCAGUUUUCCCACGAAAUACGGAAACUUUUAUGUCCUAAACAUCUCUUAUGUUGACCGAACGCUUCGACUUGUGGAUGUGAGUCUGGUCGAUGAAAACUGCUCAAUUCCUCGCAGUUCCAUUGUCCAUUCUUCAGACAGCUAUCUAGAAUACAUAAUAUUGAAUAGAGCAGACACCAUGUAUCUGGUAAAUUGCACGACAAGGAUGAAGUCUUCUUCAGUUUAUGUCGAUGCUUCUCGUUGCCCAACCAAUAGCUCUUCUUCUCCUUGGACCUACUUCUACUUUCCGGUCUCGUUUUCAAAUAUAUCCGAUUUCCAUCAUUCGUGCAGAUUUAUAGCCCAGUUUCCUGUCAUGCUUUCCAAUAUUAGUGGCUUAUCCCCUUCGUACAUUUACAAAAACCUGUUGGAAGGCGUCGACGUGUACUGGUAUAUACCCUAUACUGAUUGGACUUUAAACCCGAUUCUCAAAGUCUUGCUAGAUUUGGUGUACUAUCUGCUACUUCCAAUAGAAAGCAAUCUGGCCUUUCUUCUACCGGGAAUCUUCGGCCAUUAUCCUUUUGGGAAAGGAGCCACCUUCGUUUGUCUUGCAGUAUCAGGCAUAUUGUUAGCGAGAACUUUGUUGGGGAUAUUCUGCCUCAUUACACUUGUCAUACGCAAACUAAAGAGGAGGCAUUUGUCGAUGGAUGAUGAUAUCGAAAACUUUCUUCAAAGUCAAAAUAAUUUAAUACCUAUUCGAUAUUCGUAUUCUGAAAUAAAAAGAAUUACGGAAGGUUUUAAAGUUAAAUUAGGUCAAGGUGGUUAUGGUUCUGUGUUUAAAGGAAAGCUUCGCAGUGGUCGGCUAGUGGCAAUAAAAAUGUUAGAUAAAUCCAAAGCAAAUGGAGAAGAUUUCAUCAAUGAAGUUGCUACUAUUGGAAGGAUUCAUCAUAUUAAUGUAGUGCAACUUAUUGGGUUUUGUGUAGAGAGAUCAAAACAAGCUCUUGUAUAUGAUUUUAUGGUGAAUGGGUCUUUGGAUAAAAUUAUAUUUUCAAAGGAGAAUUGUACUUUAAGUUGGCAAAAAUUAUUUGAGGUUGCACUAGGUGUGGCUCGAGGGAUUGAAUACUUGCACAGUGGUUGUCAAAUGCAAAUUUUGCAUUUUGAUAUCAAGCCGCACAACAUUCUUUUGGAUGAAAACUUUAUCCCUAAAGUUUCUGAUUUUGGUCUUGCAAAAUUAUAUUCAGUGGAUGACAGUAUUAUUUCUCUCACAGCGGCUCGUGGUACAUUAGGAUACAUUGCUCCUGAAUUAUUUUACAGAAAUAUUGGAGGCAUCUCAUAUAAAGCCGAUAUUUAUAGUUUUGGAAUGUUGUUAAUGGAAAUGGUGGGAAGAAGAAAGAAUUUGAAUGCAUUUGAUGAUCAUUCUAGUCAAAUUUAUUUUCCGUCAUGGAUUUAUGAUCGAUUUGAACAAAGAGAGAACAUAGAAUUAGGGGAUGUAACAGAAGUUGAUGACAAAAUAGCAAGGAAGAUGAUAAUGGUUGCAUUUUGGUGCAUACAAAUGAAUCCCGCUAAUCGUCCUUCAAUGAGCAAAGUUUUGGAAAUGCUCGAAAAUGAACAUGAUCAACUUGAAUUGCCGUCCAGACCUUCACUAUUUUCUCUCGAAAAGUCGACUGAAGAACAUGUUUGUAAGAAUGUAUCGGAGGAACCAUCAACGUCAAAAAGUUGUGUGGACAUCUAAGUAUAAUGUUUGAUUUUAUUCGGACCUUUUAUACAUAUAGUUCUGCAAGUACUGUAAGCUUUUAAUUUGUAGCAUUUCAUGCUCAGUUGUAUAAUAUCCAGCAUCAUGUAAUACGACUAUUAAUGGAUGUGUGUUUUAGACUUUA